Messenger RNA from Cynara cardunculus var. scolymus (artichoke), 2356 nucleotides. Its product is annotated as cytosolic endo-beta-N-acetylglucosaminidase 1-like. The transcript is spliced from 11 exons. The coding region runs from base 1 to 2157 and encodes 718 amino acids. The record is from RefSeq and is a predicted model, not a curated record. Gene Ontology annotation, cellular component: cytoplasm. Gene Ontology annotation, biological process: protein deglycosylation. Lineage: Eukaryota; Viridiplantae; Streptophyta; Magnoliopsida; Asterales; Asteraceae. Gene Ontology annotation, molecular function: mannosyl-glycoprotein endo-beta-N-acetylglucosaminidase activity.
AUGUUCAACCUCUUCAGACCCUACAUAAAUCGGCGAUUCCUAAUCUCCCUUCGCAAUUUCUACAUUUCACUCACCCACCCUCUCUUCUCUCUGUUUUCCCCCAAUAUGAACCACGAUCCACAAACCGAAUCCACCGACGACGCCCCACAACCCGAUUCUACUCUCUUUGAUCCCUAUGUGCCGUCUACACCAGUCUCUUACCCAAUCAAAACUUUACAAGACUUGGAACUUCGAACCUAUUUCGAUUCUUUCCACUUCCAGUUCAAUAAAGCGUCGGUUCCUCUAAGUUGUAGUGGUGUUGAUGUUGUUUCGUUGCCGAAUCGGCGGAGGAUGAUGGCGUGUCAUGAUAUGGCGGGAGGGUACAUUGAUGAUAAAUGGGUUCAAGGAGGGAGUAAUCCUGAUGCAUAUGGAAUAUGGCAUUGGUAUUUGAUGGAUGUGUUCAUCUAUUUUUCUCAUAAUCUGGUUACUUUGCCGCCUCCUUGUUGGGUUAACGCUGCUCAUAAGCAUGGAGUUAAGGUAUUGGGAACUUUUAUAGUAGAGUGGGAGGAAGGAAGAUUGAUUGCUGAGCAGUUCCUUGCAACAACUGAAGUUACCCAACUGUAUGCUGAGCGUUUGUCUGAGCUUGCUGUUGCCUUGGGCUUUGAUGGGUGGCUGAUUAAUAUGGAGGUCGAGCUGGACAUUGGAAGGAUUCCUAUUUUGAAGGAAUUUAUCAGCCAUUUAACUAAGGUUAUGCAUUCUUCAAAACCCGGAUCUUUAGUUAUCUGGUAUGACAGUGUUACUAUUGAGGGUAAACUUGAUUGGCAAGAUCAACUGAAUGAUAAGAACAAGCCUUUUUUUGAUAUAUGUGAUGGCAUAUUUAUGAACUAUUCCUGGAAGGAAGAUUAUCCAAGGUCCUCGGCUGCUGUUGCUGGUAAUAGAAAGUUUGACGUCUACAUGGGAAUUGAUGUUUUUGGUAGAGGCACUUAUGGUGACGGACAAUGGACAACAAAUGUGGCACUUGAUGUACUAAAGAAAGAUGAUGUGUCGGCAGCCAUAUUUGCCCCUGGAUGGGUUUACGAGACUAAGCAACCCCCUGAUUUUCAGACGGCUCAGAAUCGGUGGUGGAGUCUUGUUGAGAAAUCAUGGGGAGUAAUGCAAAGUUACCCCAAAGUUCUUCCAUUCUACUCCAACUUCGAUCGGGGUAAUGGCUACCAUUUUUCCGUUGAUGGAAGACUGGUGUCCGAUGCUCCGUGGAACAAUCUUUCAAAUCAAAGUUACCAGCCAUGUCUCGAGUUUUUUGGAGAUGCUGCAACUGAAACAAUUCAAGCAUUCGUUGAUUUUAAGCAAGCAUCAUAUAGUGGAGGAGGGAACAUUACUUUUGAAGGUGUUCUUGAAGAUCAUGCUUAUUUGACAAGAAGACUCUUCCAUGGAGAACUUCGUUUUGGGAAUUCAGCAGUCCACUUUACGUACUCGGUGAAAUCAGACGGUAGCUCCGUGAUCGGCCUUUUACUUGAUUUUACUGACACCAUGGACACGGAAAAGACGUCGGUUCUUCUUGCCUCUUGGGGAGAUACCUUGCUUACCAUGGAUCGGUUUUCAAGCAAAUUUAGCCGCGUGAUAAUGCCACGCCAUGUGAAAAAACUAGCAGCUGAACCAGAAUGGAUCAUACAAGAUAGCAGUCUCACAAUGGAGGGAUUCACAUUAACAGGAAUUCAUGUUGUUUGCUACAAAUCAAAUCCCCAAGUCGGGACUCUAAAAUCUCCGUCCAAUUCGUCCGAAUAUUACGCAGUUCUUGGUCAUAUCGCUAUUAAAACUUCUACCGAAAACAUGGUUUUCCCACCGGCCUCAGAGUGGCUUGUCGAAAGUCAAAACAUCGAUUGGAGAUCUGAUUCUAAGGGACACAUUACCGUUUCUCUUAAAAUUCUUUGGGCACUAAACAGCGGCGUUACUCCCGUAUUUUCUAAGUACAACAUUUACGUUGAAAAUGAAGCAGAUAAAUCAGCGCAAGGAUUACAGCAUCUCGGAGUAGCAUUAGUAGAAGCUUUUUAUAUAUCCGAGCUUUCGGUUCCGGUGGGUAUUUCAAGCGUUAAAUUCAUAAUCCAAGCUUGCGGUCUCGAUGGGGCUUGCUCGGAACUAACGGUUUCGCCAUUUAUCCAGUUGCGUGUUGAAGGUUUAUAGAUUAUGUCGGGUUUGUUCUUAUCAAAGGGAGUUAAUUCUAUUAACCUUUUACUGUUAUUUAGCUGAUGUUGUAACAUGAAAACAAUAUAUACCGGGUUCGGUUGGUUUGGUUUGGUUUGGUUUUCGGUGUCACUGGACCUUGAGUUAAAACAAUUAAUAGAUGUUUCUAGAAAGAAGUAGAAUAUUCCGGUUGGGUACC